Babesia bigemina is the source of this 4290-nucleotide messenger RNA. Its product is annotated as DNA repair protein rhp16, putative. Lineage: Eukaryota; Apicomplexa; Aconoidasida; Piroplasmida; Babesiidae. The record is from RefSeq and is a predicted model, not a curated record. The transcript has 10 exons. The coding region runs from base 1 to 4290 and encodes 1429 amino acids. Gene Ontology annotation, molecular function: zinc ion binding; ATP binding; DNA binding.
AUGGCGGAUUCCAACGCUCUUGCCGCGUGGCACACACCCAGCAAUGUGCUCUACGUCAACUGUCUCUUGGACAUCGGCAGGGGAGAGUGGAUGUCGCCCAGUACCGCCAACCACUUCAAGGGGAAGCGUACAAAGGACAUCGUGAAAUAUAAGUGCAUCAUCCGGAAGCACAAUCGCACUGCCGUGCAGUGCCAAAAAUGCCAGAGAAGCAUCGGCAAGAACGACGUCAUUGUCGGCAUCCCAAUUAAGAGCAUACGUGGCCCAUACGGCUUUAUUUCACUUUGGAGGCACGUAGAUUGCGCUGUCCCGGCGCUGGUGUGCAUAUUCGAGCUACAGAGCUCCAAGGCAUCGCAAGCAGCUACUGGCAAAACACUUGCCAAGCAGGACGGGGAAGCUGGCACUCAUAAAGAUAAUGCAGGAGCAUCCAAGAGCGGUAAAGAUCUGCCUUCAUCGGGUGUCAAGACCAGGAGAGGCCGGAAACCAAAGGUUGAAGCGACAACCAAGGAUGAGGCGGCAGCCAGCAGUGCUGAUGCUCCGAAAUCCGACGGUGCCAAGGCCAAGGGGAAAACUGCGAAGGGCAAGGCUGCUAAAGCGGCAAAGGAUGAAUCUGGGGACAAGGAAGAUUCUAAGGGUACAGACGAGACAGGUAAAGGGAAAGAGGAACCUGAUCCCCUUAUGGCUCAGCUUGUCGAGCAUGCGUACGGUUUCGAUAGCCUUGGCGCCUUGCAGAAAGUCGUUGUCGCAAAAAUUAGGCUAGCAAUGGAAUAUCCGGACGAGUUAGACGAGGAGUUCGAAAUUAGGGACGCAGUUGAGACGGUAGCCAUCACCCCGGAGCUGGAGUCGCUGCCACAACCGCCCGAGUUGCUCGUGCCUUUGUUGCCAUUCCAGAGGGACGGAGUCACGUGGAUGUACCACCAAGAGAAGGGGCCAGUCAAAGGGGGGAUAUUGGCAGAUGAAAUGGGAAUGGGCAAAACCAUACAAACAAUUGCUCUCCUGAUCGCUGCGAAGCGUGAUGCGCUGCUAGCGCAGCAGAAGGCGCAAGCAAUAGAAUCCGGCGCCGAUGCUGCUGGGAAGUCAACAUCGAGGAAAGGAAGCGCUUCUAGUAGUAAAGAGGCACCGCAGGUAGAUUCGCAAGUGACGUACAAGCCAGAAAGUAAACCUGAAAGCAAAGGUAAAAAGGGUAAGAAGUCGGACAAGAAGGAUGCCAAGAACGUUUCUAUGCUCAACCGUCGGGGUUGCACGCUUAUAGUCUCACCUCUUGCGGCGCUGCUCCAGUGGUACAACGAAAUAAAAACCAAAGUCGCAGAUGGCUACUUGUCGGUGUUGCUUUACCAUGGGCCGCACCGAAAGAGCUUGACGCAUGUGCUGCACGAGUAUGACGUGGUUCUCACCACGUACGCCAUCGUGGAAGCUGAGUUCAGAAAGGUGCAGAACAAGAGCAAGAUAGCGUGUGAGUUUUGCGGUCGCAUGUACCUUCAUAAAACGCUCGUCCUGCACCAGAAAUACUUCUGCGGACCAACUGCGAUACGUACGGAAAAGCAGCGGCUUAGUGAGCGGAAGGCCGACUCAGGCUCAAUCGUGCUCAAGAUUCACGCCCGGUUGUUCCCUGACAUCAAGAAAGCUGUAGACGAGAUCAACGCCAAAAAGGGCGAAGCUGACAAUGAAGCAUAUGAAGAUGAUGACAACGAUUCGUCUGGAUCACCGAAACGGCAGAAAGUUGAAGUGGAAAUGGAAGUGGAAGAGGAGGAUCCCGAGGACGAAGACUACUUUGGGGCCAAGCUUCUGAAAAUUGAGAUCACGGACGCUUUCACUACAUUGGGUAUACCUGAAAAGGAUGUUGAGUCGGCUUUGGGGUCGCUGAGCAGUGGUGUCAAAGUAUUCGUGGAGCAGCUAAAGGUCCUGGCAGAGAAAAGCAACGUCAGAGAGAUGAAACAGCUCGAGCUUUUGGAAAGGUUUGCCUCUUCUGAUGAGUUGGACAUGGGCCUGCUCAAGUCCACAAGGGUGGUGGAGCUAAAGUCUCUGUUGGGACACUUCGGUUUGAGUGCUUUUGGUUCCAAAACCGAAUUGAUCAACAAGGUCAUUGUCUUCAUUAAUAAGAUGCGUCGACUGAGCGAGCAAUAUUCAGAAGCAUCGAUUGCUACGAAAUCCGCUGAAAAUAAGCUUCCUAUCGGCGUCACGGGAGGUAGCCCUGAUGGGGACAUGCAGAAUGUGAGGGUAAAACUGGAAUUUGAUGAAAGCAGUAUAAAGAAGCUAGUGUCUAAGAAGAAGAUACUUGAUAAUGAAGAAGCUAUUCCUGAUUAUGAUGCCACACCCAGCUCAAUGGCCACCAUAGAAGCCGACAACGCGGAAUCAGACGGCAGUUAUGAAGACGACGAAGAAGCUACAGUCGUCCGACGAAGGUUGAGGUCUGGGACAACACAUAAAGACAAGGAAGCAAGCACAAGUGGCGGCAAAUCAGGCCGUGAUAUGAAACGCAAGAGGGAAUCGAUUAGCAACACUGCAAUAAAGGUGAAGCUGGAGGAUGGGACCGGCGAUGGAUUGGCAACCCAGCUACCGGAGAAAGCAACCGAAAUAAAGGUCAAAAUGGAACCAGACAGUGCGAACACGAACGUAUAUAAGCCUUUGAAAAGCCAUGUCAAGAAGGAAACUGUCGAUCAAAAGAGGCUUAAACCUCUUCCUUCUGCAUCUGAUGAAACUAUCUGCGAGGGGAGCGUUUUGCAUGAAAUGGUUUGGGACCGUAUAGUGAUAGAUGAGGCGCACAGGAUCAAAACAAAAUCUAACUCGACCUCUCAGGCGAUAAUACGUCUGAGAUCAUCAGGGUCCAGGUGGUGCCUGACCGGGACCCCGCUACAAAACAGGGUCGGCGAUGUCUUCAGCCUCAUCAGCUUCCUUAAAAUGUACCCAUUUGCGCAUAAUUUCUGCGGAAAGUAUGGCUGUAGUUGCGAGUGUACCGAGUUCUCGUGUUCGGACUUCAAGUAUUGUGACUUCUGCGGCCACUCGCGGAUCUUGCACUACUCCUACUUUAACAAGCGCAUCCUAAAGCCAAUUCUCAGCUGCGGGUAUAGUAACGAAGGUCAGGUGGCGAUGAGUGCACUGCACAACGAUGUCCUCGGUAAGAUCAUGCUGAGAAGGACGAAGGCAGAGAGAGCAAAGGACGUUAAUCUGCCACCAAUGCACGUUACCAUACGCAGAGAUGUACUGUCGGAUUUCGAACGCGAUUUCUACGAAGCGCUUUACAAACAGUCAGCCAUAAAAUUCGACACCUAUGCUCGCUCCGGCACGCUGCUCCACAACUACGCGCACAUAUUCGACCUGCUAACGAGGCUGCGACAGGCAGUGGACCAUCCGUAUUUGAUUCUGUAUGGCCCCUCUUCGCUUGCAAUGAAGGCAAGCAACGCACCGGACCCAAAGACGAAGGCGGAGCUCGAGGCGACUGUUAGUGAGAGCCUACCGGCGGCGGGAAGCGAGCGCAGCUGUGGACUUUGUUUCGAUAAGCUUACGGAUAGCGAUGAGUUCUGUACGUCAAACUGCAAGCAUUCAUUUCAUCAGCCGUGCCUUAACGACUACCUCCAAAGCAGGCCCGAUGACGUAACCGGAGACGAUAACAAUGUUGUGACCUGUCCCACAUGUUAUGCAGCGCUGACCAUCAAGAUACGUCAUACCCCGCAGGUGGAGGAGGAUUCACCCGCGCGAACUGGUAGCGAUGCCGCGCCGCAUGGCACAUCCAAGCAUAGCAUCCUGCAGCACAUCAAACUUAGCGAGUUCAAGUCCAGCACCAAGAUCGAGGCGCUGUUCGCGGAAAUUUCCGAGAUCCUCACUACCACCACUGACAAGUGCCUUGUGUUCUCGCAGUACUGCUCGAUGCUGGAACUUAUCUCAUUCCGCCUCAAGACAGCACAGGUGCAAUGUGCCGUGUUGGCAGGCUCCACCAGCCUCGAAGCUCGACGCAACAUGUUGUUGGAAUUUAACAACAAUCCCAACUUGCGGGUCAUGUUGAUCAGUCUUAAAGCAGGUGGCGAGGGUCUCAACCUUCAGAUCGCGAACCGCAUUUUUCUGAUGGACCCCUGGUGGAACCCUGCAUCCGAGCUUCAGGCCAUUCAGCGGGCCCACCGCAUCGGUCAGACAAAACCCGUGUAUGCGGUGCGGUUUAUCUGCAAGGACACUAUUGAAGAACGUAUCAUUGAGCUCCAGGAAAAGAAGAUGAUCGUGUUCGAUGCCACCAUAUCAUCUUCCGCGGAGUCCAUGGCCAAGCUCAGCUCGGAGGACCUUUCUUUCCUGUUCAAACGAUAA